Molecule: messenger RNA, 1960 nt
Organism: Polyodon spathula (Mississippi paddlefish)
Lineage: Eukaryota; Metazoa; Chordata; Actinopteri; Acipenseriformes; Polyodontidae
Gene: pepd
Product: peptidase D
Exons: 15
Coding region: 72-1565 (497 amino acids)
Molecular function (GO): manganese ion binding; metalloaminopeptidase activity
Source: RefSeq, a predicted model, not a curated record
GAUAGAAUCACCUGACCUGCCCGAAGAUAUCAUAUGACAGAUCACGUGUUAGCCAAAGUCUGACUGUGAACAUGGCUGCGAGACAACAACCCGUGUAUUGGCUGGGGAACGACACGUUGAGCGUGUCUAUGAGCCUCUUUGCAGAGAACCGGCGCAGGCUUUGUGAACGACUGAGAGCCAAUUCCAAAGUGGCCAGGAACUCCAUUGUGGUGCUGCAGGGAGGGGAGCAAACCCAGAGAUACUGCACAGACACUGACCAGCUCUUUCGACAGGAAUCUUUCUUUCACUGGUCUUUUGGAGUGAUUGAGGCUGACUGCUAUGGAGCUGUUGAUGUUGACACCGGAAAAGCCAUCAUCUUUGUCCCCAAGCUGCCGGACAGUUAUGCAACCUGGAUGGGGAAGAUUCAUUCCCGAGAGCACUUCAAAGAAAAAUAUGCAGUUAAUGAAGUUCAUUACACUUGUGAUAUUGCAGAUGUCUUGUCCAAUAUGAGACCAUCCACCCUUCUCACCCUGCGUGGGUUGAACACUGAUAGUGGAAGCACCUGCCGUGAAGCCUCAUUUGAAGGAAUAAGUCAAUUUCAAGUGAAUAACACCCUUCUCCAUCCAGAAAUUGUCGAAUGCCGCCUCCUUAAAACUGACAUGGAGCUGGAGGUUCUGCGAUACACCAACAGGAUCUCAAGCGAGGCCCACAAAGAGAUAAUGAAACAUGUAAAACCUGGAAAGAAGGAAUAUGAAAUGGAAAGCCUUUUCCAGCACUACUGCUACACUCGCGGGGGAAUGCGUCAUACCUCCUACACCUGCAUCUGUGGAAGCGGAAACAACUCUUCCGUUCUGCAUUACGGUCAUGCUGCGGCUCCCAAUGAUAAGACUAUUGAAGAUGGUGACAUGUGCCUCUUUGAUAUGGGCGGAGAGUAUUACUGCUAUUCUUCCGACAUUACCUGCUCCUUCCCUGCUAAUGGCAAGUUCACUGCUGACCAGCGGGCCAUCUACGAAGCGGUGCUGAAAUCAUCCCGCGCAGUCAUGGCUGCAGUCAAACCAGGAGUCGCCUGGCCUGACAUGCACCGUCUGGCUGAUAGAGUCCAUCUGGAGGAGCUGACGAGAAUUGGCAUCCUGCGAGGCAGUGUGGACGACAUGGUGAAGGUUCACUUGGGGGCAGUGUUCAUGCCGCAUGGCCUGGGACAUCUUCUUGGAAUUGACGUGCACGACGUUGGAGGAUACCCAGAGGGAGUCGAUAGGAUCGACGCGCCGGGUCUGAAAAGCCUGCGGACCGCCCGUUUGCUGCAGGAGCGGAUGGUGCUGACUAUUGAGCCGGGCAUUUACUUCAUCGAUCACCUCCUGGACCAGGCGCUGGCAGACCCAGCUCAGAGCUGCUUCAUUAACAAUGAGGCUCUGCAGCGCUUCAGAGGCUUUGGAGGAGUGCGUAUCGAGGAUGACAUCGCCGUGACAGCCAGUGGGAUGGAGCUGCUCACCUGUGUGCCGCGCACACCAGACCAAAUCGAGACCUUCAUGGCCGAGGCGCACAGUUCCUGCAAGGCUUUCGACCAUCAGGCCAGCCAGAAGCUCUAAAACCUGCAGCGCCUUAAUCAGCUGAUUUGUACUGCCUUGCAUUGCACAACUGACUAGAUUAAUUCUGUAUCAUGCUGGUGUAGAAAAUAGAAUAGAAAUCCAGAUUAUUGGAUGCAUAGCCUUCUUCAAGAACGGUGAUUCAAAUUGCUGCAUAUGGAUUAAUUGCAAAAUAUUGCACUAAUGUACCAUUUUACAAAUUCAGCUGAUCUAAAUGUCUUUGAGUACAACUGAUUUGUUUUAGCCAAAUUAAUUUUUAUUGCAGUCGCUUAAUAAGUUCAAUGUUAACUGCAACCAUGUAAAAUGGUGUUUACAGAUGUAUUGAAGAAUCUUUUUUUUAAAUCAUAAAAUUCUUGCUGCAUUUCACAGUAUUGACUAAUAAACUCUUUGAAUAAGAA